This is a messenger RNA of Aplysia californica (California sea hare), 3722 nucleotides long. RefSeq names its product nose resistant to fluoxetine protein 6. The coding region runs from base 1680 to 2933 and encodes 417 amino acids. The transcript is spliced from 10 exons. NCBI's taxonomy places the organism in Eukaryota, Metazoa, Mollusca, Gastropoda, Aplysiida, Aplysiidae. The record is from RefSeq and is a predicted model, not a curated record. Gene Ontology annotation, molecular function: acyltransferase activity, transferring groups other than amino-acyl groups.
GGGUUGCGCCAUCCUACAUGAUCUAAAUUGAGUCAAUGGGGCUGUAAUUUCAAUUACUAUUACAUCUGUUCUUUUAUAGUUGGCUUCUGCCAUUAGAAACAAUACCAGACAGUCGAGAAGGUCGAUAGCUGCAGAAAGUAAAUUAUCAGAAAAGUCCAGUCUGACCCCCGGCUUCUUGGAUGCUCGGAGGCUUACAGCUAAACCAGGUUCCUUUGAACUGCGACCUUCCCACCGCAUCAAGAGGUACGUGGCUUCAGGUGAGAAAACAGUUUCCUGCUUGACAAUUCUGUAAAAUCUUCAAUUUUUGGACAUUUGAGAUUUUUCUUCCUAACCGUUUAUCUUGUUGAAUAGUCCUUUAAUUGCUAUAAGUAUGUUUAGGAGGUGGUAUGUUUGAUUUUACUACUGAUAACUUUUUUUUUCUUGGGAGAGGGUUUUCCCACUAAUGCUAGACCAUCUUUUAGUAUGAAACCUAAAAGCGACAUACGAGGGAGUGAGAUGCAAAAUCCUCUAAGCGACAUUUUGGAAAAAACUGAGAUUGUACAUUGUUACUGGCUAUUAGAUACACAAUGUGUUUUAGGCCCAAACCCAAAACAUACUUCAUAAAAGUCACCAAAAAAUCUUCUUUUUUCGCAUGUUCGUUCGUAUAGCAGCAUUAUUUUUAAAAAGCUGAUCUUCUCAAGAGUGCUAAAAUGGAUGAAGCGGGUUUUGCAUCUCAGCCCCUUCUAGAUCUAUAUAUAUGUAUGAUUCACUGAAUUGGUUAUCAAAUCAAAACUAGUGAACCUAUUUUGAAAGUUAUUUAUCCAAUGAAAGAAAUCCUGGUUAUAGAGACCUGUUUCUGGCAAUUGUUGAAUACGAAUAUGAAGUCAAAGUAGGUAUAAAGGAGUGCCCAACCCACUGCCAACAGCUCACCGACACAGUGGUUCUGACCACGAGCUGCUGAGAGCAGGUUGCCAGAGAUAAGGAGUUAAAGACCGGAUUAAGUGGUUUCAUUCAUGUUUGUAUUCAUGCGGGAUAGAAAAGGAGUGCAUCUGAUGUAGUUUGGCUUGCACAUAAGGCUAACAUGUGGCUUCUAUUUGUUUUAUUGAAAUGACUUUGCCCGUACAGUCAGAAAUAUCACAAAAAACCCAAAGUAGUUCUUGAUCCUCCAGUACAAUUUGUUGGAAAUGAGCACUUGGCAGUCAGCAGAAGUGGAAAAAUGUUUUUGACAACAGCCACAAUAGUCUGUUAGGUUGGGCAUCCCUCACAUGUUUUAUGUCUAAAUCAAUAGAAUUAAACCAUAUUGGAGGCGAGCUGCCUGCUUGGGCCAAUCCAUAACUGAGAGGGAUACAGUAUCCCAUCGAAAACAAAUGAGAUACUUGAUGAAAUGGAGUUUCACUCAUGGGAAGUGUACUUGUUUCUUUUUAGAGUAAAGGCAAAGAGCCGAACCCGUACAUCUCUUUCACUAGUUUUAGUGGACAUGCCAGCAAAUGGUGUUAUUGGUAAAAUAAUUUUAAGGAUCUGUUUUCAAAGAAUACCAGACUGUAGCCAUCAUUCAAAUUUACAAUUUUCUCCUUUUUUUUCUCUCACAAGAAAAUGUUUUCACGGACCUGUUGCUGUCAUUUUCAUUCCGAGCCAAUGCCAGCUAUUUGCUAUUUGCCGAUUCGUUGGACAAGCUGCACCCUCUGAAUGGUGUGCGUGUGAUGAGCAUCACUUGGAUAGUCAUGGGAAAUGUUGUUGGCAUUUUGUACAGCCACCCUGAGCUGCUGAAUAACCAACUGUGGUUAGUUCGCAUGGCUCAGUCCUGGUGGAUGCAAGCUUUCAUCAACACAACCUUGGCUGCUGACUCUUUUUUCAUACUGAGUGGCACUCUGGGGGCUUAUAACUUCCUGUCCAUAAAAUCUGAGAUGGACAAGGAGAGGAAUCCGUGUAAUGUGUUGAGUGUGAAGGAGUACACCUUGAUGAUAGUUCAUCGCAUCAUCAGGAUCUUCCCAAACUACAUCAUUCUGUUGCUGCUGGGAACCAACAUCCUUCCCUACCUGGGCACAGGCCCUCACUGGAAGAUUCGCACUCAAGUUUCACAGACCUGCAAACGCAACUGGUGGUCCAACGUUUUGUUUGUCAACAACUUUUACGACCCGGACCAUAUGUGCCUUUCACACACUUACUUCUUGGCCAACGAUUUCCAGUUUUUCCUUUUCUCCCCAAUUGUGCUGGUACCUUUGAUAUGUAAACCCAGUGUGGGCUUUACUCUGAUUGGUGUCUGUGUGGUGCUGGAGAUGAUGGUGGUUGCUGGUCUCAGUCGCGGCAACAACGGCAACGUGCUCAGCAUGCACGUCAACAAGUACUGGUCCAUGAUCUACACCAAGCCGUACAGUCGUAUUGGGGUUUACUGCAUCGGUCUGGGACUGGGCUACAUUCUCUAUCACUAUGACAGGACCUGGAAGCUCAAGAAGAUGCCCCUAUACACUGGCUGGGUAUUGGCAGUUACUGUGACAACCGUCCUGACCUUUGUUACGUUAGAUCAAAAUGGAGCUGGCUCAAAUUAUGUCUGGAGCUGGACGGAGAUAGCUGUCUACGAAGCGUUAUCCCGGCCCGCUUGGUCACUGGCUCUCUCCUGGGUCAUAUUUACCUCGUCCACUGGACAAGGAGCUCUGGUGGGCAAAUUCCUGUCUGCGCGUUUGUUCCUUCCACUGUGCCGGAUCACCUAUGGUGUGUUCCUGCUGCAUCCUGUGAUCAUCAUCGUCAUCCUAGAGUCUUCCCCGUACAGUAUGGCGCUCACACUCGGCCAACUGCUGAUGUUCUCCUUCUGCGUCCUCGCCCUGUCCCAUCUGAUGUCCUUUGCCAUGAUGUGCUGUGUGGAGUUUCCGGUCACGGCAUUCGAGAGUUUUGUCAUCCUCCGCUACAAGGAUUGGCAGGACCGCCGCAGGGCAAGGAAACUGAUCGGCUUAGUGUAGGCUAGACACAGAAAGGGCAUUGCUAUUUGAGAAGAGUUUUUCUUUUUUCUUUUAGCAGGAUUAUUUUUCGUUUCAUCCUGAUUGUUUUUGUGUGGUGACGCAUGAGUGUUCAAGUUGUUGCAAGAGUGAACAUUUGUGUAUACAAUGGAUGUCCCUUAGGUUGGAGUUUGAUAACAAUGUUUUUGGACAUGAUAAUGUGCUCAUUGUGCAGUCUACUUUUUGCAUACGGGUACAGCAGCUAAGUUUGUUGUUGGUACAUCACUCUUGUAGAAAUAUAAAUAUGUGGUAUUUUUGUUGAGAAAGAAGGUGGGAUGAGUAUCACUGAUCUCCCAGCCUCUACGAACAGACUUCAGGGUUUGUUCAGGGUUUGUGGAAACUGCUUUAGGCUUUAGGGAGUGCAUGCCGGCCCAUUACUAGUUUAGCUCUUUACCAAAUCCAUAUUUAUUUAUUUCUCUAUCAUUUAUAUUGUUGUUUCAUGAUGAUAAUAAAUUUAACUUUCAUGAAGAAUAUUAUCAUUCCUUUCAUUUAUAAUCAUUAUUUCAUUUUUUAUGUUUGGUCUGUCCCUCCUUUUCUUUUCAUGUGUUUUGGUUGUUAAAAUCUUUACCAAUGAUAUCUGAAAUGCUGCAUAUUUGUUUACCACUGAUUCAGUUUCCAUGAAGUGGUAUUUCUACUUACGACUAAUGCUUUUCUUCCUAUGGGAGACUUACAGGAAAACCCUGUUAAUGCACGUUUCAUAUGCCAGAAAAUUUCUUCUUGCUCAGCAGAUUUCAUGUGAACGGAAGUUGGAAU